AUGGCAACGACCUCUCUACAGAAAGCGAUUGAACUGGUAACAACUGCUACUGAAGAGGAUAAAGCUGGCAAAUAUGAAACGGCAAUGACCUACUACGAUCAAGCAAUAUCAUACUUCAUUCACGCCAUUAAAUAUGAGGCUCAAGGUGACAAGCAGAAGGAGACGAUCAGAUCAAAGUGUACAACAUAUUUGAAUCGGUACGAACAAAUUAAAAAGUUUCUCAAGGAGGGCAAAGACAAAAAGCCUGUGAAGGAAGGGAAAGAUUCGAAAGAUAGUGACUCUGACGAGGAUGCAGAUAAGAAGAAGUUGCAGGACAAGCUAUCGGGGGCGAUCGUAAUGGAAAAACCGAAUGUAAAAUGGAGCGAUAUCGCUGGUCUGGAAACAGCAAAAGAGGCGCUCAAGGAAGCAGUCAUCUUGCCGAUCAAAUUUCCUCAGCUUUUUACUGGUAGGCCCUUGAAUGUUCAGCAAUGUCUUUUUUUCUACUUUGCUAUUCUAUUACCAAUCGUUGCCUUUAUAAUUACUUUGAUGAAAAUACCUAAUAACGAUAUUCCCUACUCCCUGCUCUGA
This is a messenger RNA of Haemonchus placei, 567 nucleotides long. NCBI's taxonomy places the organism in Eukaryota, Metazoa, Nematoda, Chromadorea, Rhabditida, Trichostrongylidae. The record is from the annotation of a GenBank genome assembly.